AUGGGGAUGCUGCCAUGGCGCGAUAACGAUGAGAGAAUACUUGGACCGACAACAGUUCCAUCGGAGGGCAAUGUCGCUUUCUAUGCCUACAUGUCCACCAGCCUGGUAAAUCCGAGUAGUUUUCACACUCUGAUCUUCGACACAGUCAUAACAAACGAUGGCAAUGGUUACCAUCCAAAUACAGGAGUUUUUAUUGUCCCCGAAUCUGGUCUCUACGUUUUCACAUGGGUUAUGAGGCAGUGGACUCAUGCGACACACGGAACGGAAUUGAUGGUUAACAAAAUCAGUUCUGGUUCGGUAUUCCUGCAUUCCAUGACUGACGACCACAGUGUUACGGGACUAGUUGUCAUUCACGCCAACCAGGGUGACGAUGUGUUUGUGCGCACUCAGGUUGACAAUAACUAUGGAAAUAUCGGGAGUGAUUAUCACGGAAAGACAUCCUUUGCUGGCUGGAAGAUAAACUGA
Messenger RNA from Saccostrea cuccullata (small rock oyster), 465 nucleotides. RefSeq names its product C1q-related factor-like. The record is from RefSeq and is a predicted model, not a curated record. NCBI's taxonomy places the organism in Eukaryota, Metazoa, Mollusca, Bivalvia, Ostreida, Ostreidae. Gene Ontology annotation, molecular function: protein binding. Bases 1 to 465 code for a protein of 154 amino acids. The transcript is spliced from 2 exons.